CGCAGCUAUGGCGACGGCUUUCAAAACGGUGGAACCACUGGAAUAUUACAGAAGGUUUUUGAAAGAGAACUGCAGACCUGAUGGAAGGGAGUUAGGUGAAUUCCGGGCAACCACUGUCAACAUUGGUUCAAUUACAACUGCAGAUGGUUCUGCCUUGGUGAAGUUAGGAAAUACUACAGUGAUUUGUGGAGUCAAAGCGGAACUUGCUGCACCCACAGCAGAUUCUGCUAAUAAGGGAUAUAUUGUUCCAAAUGUAGAAUUUCCAUCCCUCUGUUCAAUGAAAUUUCGCUCUGGACCACCUGGUGAAGAGGCUCAAGCAGCAAGCCAGUUCAUUGCAGAUGUGAUUGAAAAUUCACAGAUGAUUGCGAAAGAAGAUCUGUGUAUAGCAAACGGCAAGCUUGCUUGGGUCUUAUACUGUGAUAUCAUUUGUCUGGACUAUGAUGGAAACAUUUUGGAUGCCAGUGCCUUUGCCUUGUUAGCAGCAUUAAAAAACGUUCAAUUGCCAUCAGUUACUAUAAAUGAAGAAACUGGUUUAUCAGAAGUUAAUUUAAAACAGAAGAAUCCUUUGAUUAUCCGAAAGCAUCCAGUGGCCACAUCAUUUGCUGUAUUUGAUGACACAUUAUUGAUCGUUGAUCCAACUGCUGAAGAAGAAGACUUGGCAACUGGAACAGUAACUGUUGUAACUGAUGAUGAAGGCAGACUCUGUUCUGUCCAUAAACCAGGAGGAAGUCCUCUUACAGGAGCCAAGCUUCAGGACUGUAUCACCAGAGCAAUUACAAGACACAAAGAAGUAAAGAAGCUGAUAGACAAAGUAAUAAAAAGCAUAAAGCCCAAGUGAACAAAAGGAGAGAUGUUUUCAAA
This is a messenger RNA of Indicator indicator, 861 nucleotides long. It is a transcript of the gene EXOSC8, whose product is annotated as exosome component 8. The record is from RefSeq and is a predicted model, not a curated record. The transcript has 11 exons. Lineage: Eukaryota; Metazoa; Chordata; Aves; Piciformes; Indicatoridae. Gene Ontology annotation, biological process: nuclear mRNA surveillance; U5 snRNA 3'-end processing; exonucleolytic trimming to generate mature 3'-end of 5.8S rRNA from tricistronic rRNA transcript (SSU-rRNA, 5.8S rRNA, LSU-rRNA). Gene Ontology annotation, cellular component: cytoplasmic exosome (RNase complex); nuclear exosome (RNase complex). Bases 8 to 838 code for a protein of 276 amino acids.